AGAGAGGCACAAGGAGGAGGAGGAGGAGGGGCAGAGAGAAAGAGAGUGCAGGAGCAGGACAAGUUGGAGUGGUCUGAGGAGAGAGAGAAAGGAAGGAUCAGCAGAGAAUGCGGAGGCCAUGCUCUCUGCCAGAACACCAGGUGGUUCUAGGUAAGGCCCAGAGCAGCAACUCAGUUAGGGAUGAGUGUGAGGAGCGGUAUGGAGAGCUCGGAGCGCAGGACGCAGGAGCCCAGCUCGAAGCCAGCUUUGUGGGGGGGCACACCGCAGUACGACUAUGUCUGCUUUGAGAAAUGCACCCCUUACGGGAUACCUGUGGAGGCAGGACACGAGGCCGGGGCGACAGGGGACGACCUGCGCUCCCCGGAGAACUCCCUCAGCUACCCACAGCUUUAUGGCCGAUACACAGACCAGAUAACAGAUAACAUUUCAGACAAGGAAGCAGCAAAACUCCUGAAGAAACAGGCCCAAAGGAACCAUGGAAGACCCCUGAAACGUGACAGUCAAGUACAGAUCAAAGAAGAGCACUAUUCCAAAUGUCAAGACUGUGCUAAACGCAUCCAGAAAUAUGUUACCAAGAAGCUCGGAGAGGACUGGAUUUUCUUGGUUCUCUUGGGUCUGGUCAUGGCGUUGGUGAGCUGGGGAGUGGAUUAUGCCAGUGCAAAGACCGUACAGGCCUACAAGUGGACAUACAGAGCGCUGCACCCGAAUGUCCCUCUGCAGUACGCGGUGUGGGUUGCGUUCCCACUUGGCCUUAUUCUGUUUGCGGCCAGUUUCUGCCACUUCGUCUCUCCACAGGCUGUUGGGUCUGGGAUCCCAGAGCUCAAGACCAUUAUGAGGGGAGUGGUCCUCAAGGAGUAUCUCACUCUCAAAGCUUUUGUGGCCAAAGUUGUGGCCCUCACAGCUGGGCUUGGAAGUGGCAUGCCUGUGGGGAAAGAGGGUCCUUUUGUGCAUAUUGCCAGUAUCUGUGCUGUGGUACUCAGCAAGUUCAUGUCGAUCUUCUGUGGGGUGUAUGAGCAGCCCUAUUAUUACACAGAUGUCCUGACUGUGGGGUGUGCUGUGGGUGUUGGCUGCUGCUUUGGGACACCACUUGGAGGGGUUCUUUUCAGCAUUGAGGUCACCUCCACUUACUUUGCUGUGCGCAAUUAUUGGAGAGGCUUCUUUGCAGCUACCUUUAGCGCCUUCGUCUUCCGAGUCCUUGCCGUCUGGAACAAGGAUGCAGUUACCAUCACAGCCCUGUUCAGAACAAACUUCCGUAUGGAUUUCCCCUUUGAUCUGCAAGAGCUGCCAGCAUUUGCUAUAAUAGGCAUAUGUUCUGGAUUCCUUGGAGCCUUUUUUGUUUAUCUCAACCGCCAAGUGGUCCUGGGCAUCCGACGUCAUAAAGCUCUGAGCCAGUUUCUCACCAAAUACCGACUGAUAUACCCCACGGUUAUAACCUUCUGUAUAGCGUCUGUGACAUUUCCUCAUGGAUUUGGGCAGUUCAUGGCAGGAGAGUUGAUGCCACGGGAAGCCAUCAGCACUCUUUUUGAUAACUAUACCUGGAUCAAGCACUCUGGAGACACCCAGAUCCUAGGGAAAUCUGCUGCCUGGAUCCAUCCAAAAGUCAGUGUCUUUGUCAUCAUCCUGCUCUUCUUCCUCGUUAAGUUCUGCAUGGCUGUUAUUGCCACCACGAUGCCAAUCCCCUGUGGAGGUUUCAUGCCUGUUUUCGUAUUAGGUGCUGCAUUUGGACGUCUCAUUGGGGAAAUCAUGGCAUCACUUUUUCCCAACGGGAUCCUCUUUGAUGACAUUCUUUAUCAAAUCUUACCUGGAGGGUAUGCUGUCAUUGGUGCAGCAGCAUUGACAGGAGCGGUGAGCCACACCGUCUCCACCGCUGUCAUCUGCUUCGAGCUGACAGGUCAGAUCUCUCACAUCCUGCCCAUGAUGGUGGCUGUCAUUCUUGCCAACAUGGUGGCCCAGAGUUUGCAGCCCAGCCUCUAUGACAGCAUCAUCCAGGUGAAGAAGUUGCCCUACCUGCCAGACCUGGGCUGGAAUCACAUAAGCAAAUACAAUAUCUUUGUUGAGGACAUUAUGGUCCAAGAUGUGAAAUUUGUUUCCUCCAACUGUAAAUACAGAGACUUGCAAGCAGUACUCCAAAGCACCACAGUGAAAUCUUUGCCUUUGGUGGACUCGCCAGAGUCCAUGAUCCUCCUGGGGUCUGUGGAGCGAUCAGAACUGCAGGCUCUCCUCCAGACACAGCUCAGCCCAGAGCGGCGGCGGCUCCUCAACAGAGAAAUGCAGCAGAAGCUGAAUGAGGCACCCUAUGAUGGACCCUGGGCAAACCUGCCAAAGCUGAAGCAUGAAUCUUUUGCUUAUGUCGAUGAGGAUGAGGAUACAGAUGAGAAGGGAGAGCUGCCUCGGCCUCCAAGUCCCACUCCCAGCUACCCAGAGGAGCCAAAUGGCCCAACAAGUGCUCUUAAACAAAUGCCUGAAACCUUGGAGCCCCAGCAACACUCAGGCAGUUUCAGGAGUCUGAGGCAACUGAUCCAGCAGCUCUUGUGCCACUGCAGCCGUCCACAUGAAACAGAGAGCACCAUCCAGGAGCCAGUGGAAGUCAUUGAGACAAUGACACCAGAAGAGAUAGAUGCUUGGGAACAGGAGGAGCUGAACAAGAAUGUGUGCUUUGACAGCUGCCGCGUAGAUCCCUCCCCUUUCCAACUGGUGGAGAGAACUUCCCUGCACAAGACGCACACCUUGUUCUCCCUGCUGGGCCUCAGCCACGCCUACGUAACCAGCAUGGGGAAGCUGAGGGGAGUGUUGGCUUUGGAAGAGCUCCAGAAGGCAAUAGAGGGUUCCACCCGCUCUGGGGUUCGUCUCCGACCACCCCUUGCCAGUUUCCGUGACAUCAACCGGACUUCCACCAACACUAAGGUCGGGCAGGGCGCUCAGGCGUGGAGCCGGGAAGACAACGGCACGAUGGCAGCACAGCAAGCAGCAAACCUGGGCACUGAGAGCCCUCUGCCUCCCUGCUCGCACUCCCCCCAGCCCUCACACUCACAGGAAGAGGGGGAAGUCCCCAGCUCCGCUUAUGCCACGGAUACUGAGCUGGAAGAGAUGGAGCUGACAGGGCCAGUUGCUGAAAACAUCUCAGAUAUCCUCAAGGACAUAAACCUACGCACCACUGACCUGGAUGAAGAUGAAGACGAGGAUGAGGAUGUUGCCAUAUAGCUGGUGUGAGGGAAGCAGUCCAUCACACUCUUCAGUGAGCCAGUCUUCUUGCGUUUGCUCCUCAAAGAGAAGCUUUUGGAUGUUCCUUGCAAUCCCCACAGAGGGGUGAUUCAGCUGGGAGGAGGGACAUCGGGCUGACCCUCUCUCCUGACGCUUUCCCUCUGUGCAGACUGUUAGGCUGCUGGACUAUUUGGGCGCGUGCAGGUGUUGGAUGUGGACCGCGAGGUGCCUGAGUGCAGGCUUACAAUGCCCAGGCUCCUGCCAUGGCAGAGCACACUGUAACAGGACCUGGAUACUGCUGGACACAGUCAGGGUGCUCGGGGUCAAUCUGCCAUGUGGAAAGUGCAGGAGGAUCAGUUCUCACUCACCACCAGUGCCAUCCUUCCAGUGGCCCCAGACCUGCAUGCAGCAGAGUAACGCAGCCAAACCUCCAGCCUAGAAGCACACUGCUGCUUCUGACUGCCACCCUGUCCAUGUUGCUGCAGCUCCUUUUUACUGGCUCUUAUCUUGCACCCCUCCCCCAAACAUUCCCACACAGAACGUUUUUAUUCUUUCUCAAUUUUUACUCUGGGAUUUUCCUGGAUGGGGAUGCAGUUAGGAGCUUCUCCUCUAUCCUAUAGCUGAGCCAUGCCAUGCCCUAAAAACAGAUAGGAGGAAAAUAUUUGCUAUAUGCCUCGUGUCUUGAAUUCAGCCAAGGCUUUAGAAAACACUGGAAGAGAGAAAAGCUUCUUUGUUUUCCCAUCAUCUCUGGAAUUUUAAAACAGAAUGGGAAAAUCUUCGUUGAGGGCAUCCUCAGUGCUGGGGGAAGGGGAGUAAAAUAGCAUAUAUGUACCUGUAUUUCAAAUAGAUGUGUUUGUCUCUCUGAAUCACUGUUCACAAUUUUCCACAGUUAUAGUCUUAAAAUGUAAGAACUCAAGAAAAAAAAAAUAAUUACGGAGUGUUAGCAGGCUGCCAAGAAAUACAGCAGAGGGAAGACACAUUUUCUACACUUUGAAAACAGGUUUCUUUCUGAAAACUCCUGCUCUCGUUCUUGGUAAUUCUACCCUGCCUACUUUCCACAUAUUUCUGCAUACCUCAGAUGCGAGAAUUCCAGCUCUCACUUUUGCCAGCUUGUCUCUGUUGUGGCUAACAGCAAAGACCUCAACCCUUGUCUGCAGCAUCCCUCUAUUCCAGUUCUAAAUCUGGAGCAGAUCUGCAUCUUGCAAAAAGAUGUCUUGUCAGUUCGUGUCAUGCAUGCAAAACCUUGGCAUCCAAAGAUAAGAUGCUGCUUCACCGCUCUUGUGAGGUUUUCGCAGUAAACAGGCAAAACCAAAUUCUGUGUAUUCUGCAGCUUCUUCUAACAGUCUACAUCUCUUUCUACCGUAUUUUUGGUGUCUCAUAGCACUUAGAUGCAGUCCCAAGCAGCCUAUUAGAUGUGUUUCCACUGAUCAGAAACAGAGAAGAAAUCCAGGCUCUGAAAAUACGUUCUUGAGGGUAUUCUCAUUCCCCUUCCUGAUAGCAUUAUCCCUUCCUGAAAACAUUAUCUAACUUAAGAGUCACCACUCCUACUUUAACAUGUGAUUUUCCAUAAGCUGUCUCAGGAGCAAGUCAAAAAAAUAAUUACCUCUAACCCAGUCACCAAAGGAAAAUUCCCUUCUGGCUUUAAUUCCAAGUAUUGACCUUGCACCAAUUCCUCUCUGAUGAUGCUUAUAGGUGGGAGAGUCUGUGACAAGCUUACAGUAGGAGGAAAUCUGCCCUGUUAGUCUCUCAAACAGAGAGAAAUUUAUUUUUGCUGUCUGGACUUCAGAACCCACCAGGUCUGUUCUGGUUCUGGCACCAGAUCACCAUUUAUAAGCUAACUGGGGACAGCCUUUCCCUGCCUUAAUGAUUGUCUGUCCUCCAGGAGCCAUCCAGUCCUUGUGAGGAGACAGUGGUGAUCUGAGGGCAAGUCUCUUGCCCACAACAGCUGCUUGCCUCCACCAGAGGGGAAAUUUUGUGUCUGCCAGGCAUCAGCACAGCCUCCCCACUACCUUUGUGUCACCUUCUGCUGCCUGCAGGGAAAAGGCAAAAUAACUGCUUCUUUUUUUUUUUUUUUUUUCCCUCAGGGAAUUGUGGUAGUUCCUUAUAUAAGCAGAGGAGAAAGGACAUUCCUUUUGCAAAAACAUAAAUAUUCAGUGAGUGACAGCACUGAGGCUAAAUCUGGUCUGAGGGUCCGAGCACACCCAAAGAAGGAUGAGUUUCUCCAAGUCAUCCCCGGCCUUACUGUGCAGACUUGUAUUUUACAGCUUAACCACAUGCUUCCACUGAGACAGAUGAGACAAGGAGAAACUUUGAGGCUGGAGUCAGUACACCUUCCCCUCCUCUCUCCUGAAUACAGAUAUAUGCUCUGCUCCAGUCCCACACUUCUCCUACAGUGUGUUACAGAAGAACUGGGAUGUGACUGGCUGAGAAAGCAGAUGGGAGUCUAAAUCAAAGCCAGUGAGUGUGUGAGUCAUGACAGACAGAUUGUGAGCUGGGGGAGAUGAAGCUGGAACAAAAAUGAUGCACAUGGAGAGAGGUCUGGGGAGCUCGGAGUGAAGCACUGGCUAACCUGGAAAGCUUCUUGGGGCUCAUCACUUGAGAUUGCAAGAGAACACACAUGGACACACAGGCACCUCUCCAUUCCUGUUGCCUUUAGCUGUCCCUGGGUUACUGUGAGCAGUGAGAUUGCUCUCUGGGGGGCAGCUGAAAGGUGGAUGUUAACUGCUGCUCUUUGUAGACACUACUAAAGAUCCAUUCCAGGUAUUGUCUCCAGCUAUGGAACAGAAGCAGCAUUCAUCUGCACCAUUUUCUCACCUUUAUUCAUACGUGGAAAAGCAUAAGGAGCCAGGAUGGGACAAAAAACACUCUGCAAAUAUGGUUUGCAAAGGUCGAAGUUGUUUCCACUUCCAUCUUAUCAAUAAAAUCUUCACUGAGCUGACACCAAGUACAUUAAUAGGUUUAAAAUGUGCAGGAAAAUAAUACUAAACCUACCUUUGUCAAGGGAACUUUAACGUCGUACCCUCUCAGGCUAUCCCAUUACACCCCCUCAAAGUUUAAACUUGAAACCUUUGUCCAGCAAAGUCACACUAAUCUGUCACUCUAAAACCUGCAUCUCCCAUCCUAUCCAGAUAGCACAGGCUUAAUGAGAUGUGGGAAAAACAGUUUUUUCUCAACCCAAAAUAUCCCCAGAAUUUUUAUCAGCUGUGAGGCCUUCCCAUCCAGAUAGAAAUUCACAUCUAGCAAAAAAAUGAACUCUUCCUUUCACAUGGCACUUAAAGGUGAAAGCAGAGUCUUGUUUUUAAAUGCAUCAAUAUAAAGAACUGAAAAAAUAGGGAAGACUUAAGGUUGACAAGGGAGACUUUAGGUAGGUAUGACAAGGCUAAGAGACUUGGCAAUGAGCUGAAUAAAGGAGAAAACACAUGGAGAUUAACUGCUGAACAUCAAGAAAGAUUUGCCUCAACAAAGUAACAUUUUUGGUUGCAAAAUUAUUUGAGACUAAAAAAAUUCUCAUUUUCUAAGCCUAUGGACAAAAACAAUUAGUACAGGCAGAAACAGGGAGACAGAUAGCAUCUAUAAAAAUAACAUCCCCCUUCUGCCCAGUGUUGCAAAUACUGUAUAGAAGUGUCUGUUUUGUAGCCAAAGAGUAUAAGACCAGCAAUAACCAGCUGAGCAAGUGAAGAUUCCCUCUUUGCCAAUUUAGUCCAAACCCAGGAAGGGUGUAAUUAAAAACACACUAUUAAAAAUACAGCCGCAGCAAGCACUAAGUUGUUCAUGGCCACAUAAGCAGAUAUCCGGGCACAGCGCUCAUAAAAAUUUAAUCAACACUGGAAACCAAUAAUUAAAAUUUACACAUUAAAGCUGUGCCUGAGCAUUAGGGUUAGGGUCUUAAGACAUGAUGCAAAACUUUUUAAUGCUGUGUUUGUGGGAGACAAGCUUAAAUUGCUCCUGACAGUGAGCCACAGGCUGUUCUUUUGUGUCCCCCCCCUGCCACUGGACAGACAACCCUGUGCAUGUGCACUCAGGCACACACACAAACUUCACCUCUGUCAAAUCAUGGCUGUGCAGGAGCAGAAAACUCUCCAAAUCAGCUUCCUGUGCCUUAAGCCACAUCUCUCCUUCCCUCAGCUUGCUGGAUGUCACCAAGUCCCAGUGCAGCCUCAUCGUAAGACAAACAAGACACUGCUGUGGACACUGCUGGGAUCAGUGUGAUGGCCAAAUGAGGUAGAGUCUCACCCAAACCUAUUAGUAGUUCAAGCACUGGACUUUCAAAGAAGCAUUUGCUCCCAUCCCAGCCUUUUUAGUGUGCUGCUAAUGUAAACGUCUUGUGCUGUGUAGUAAAACCAGUUACAGAAACAUAUCUAGCCAAUCUGAAGAAUUGCACCUGAUACAGAGGACAAUGUCCAACUGAGGAAAAGUCCAGUAGCAAAUUCAUAAAGGAAACAGAAUGCAGAGAAAUGAAAAGGUGAAUUGCCUGCUUUAGAGGAACAACCACCUAAGUACUACUAGUAUCUGACUGUUUACUGAAUGGCUACUCAGUUUGAAGAACAGAAGGUAAAGCUACAAGGCAUACUGAGAUAUAUUCAGAAUUAAAGUCA
Molecule: messenger RNA, 7796 nt
Organism: Poecile atricapillus (Black-capped chickadee)
Lineage: Eukaryota; Metazoa; Chordata; Aves; Passeriformes; Paridae
Gene: CLCN1
Product: chloride voltage-gated channel 1
Exons: 23
Coding region: 181-3201 (1006 amino acids)
Biological process (GO): transmembrane transport; chloride transport
Cellular component (GO): membrane
Molecular function (GO): voltage-gated chloride channel activity
Source: RefSeq, a predicted model, not a curated record